AUGAAACUUUCCAGUUCUGAGAAGCUGGUGGCUCCUAUAGCAGGUUUUUUUACGCUCGUAGCUAUUAUCCUUGUGAUAAUAGCAACUGCCGGUCUCACUACUACUAGAGAACCGAUGGUUAACGUCUACAUGGGUAAUGCUGACAUUACUGGUCUACAGGUGACGAAGGUCAUCAGGAGAAUUGAAAACGUUUACCAUUUUGUUGCCGAUGUUGUGCAAUCUGGAAGAUUGAGUGAGUCCGAGGUGCGCGAUGAGUUGGGCACGAUUGGUGGGUCUUCUCAGUUGGGUAGCGUGCUAGAUAUUCUGACUAACAAUACCAACUACCACGGUACUUUGGUGGCAUUGGCCGAUCUUGCUGCUGCCGUUCCUGACGCUAACGAGGCCUCCGCUUCGAGAUUGAAGGACCUGCAUCAAUUGCUAGAUCUUGCUACUGACAAAGCUAGGUUCUUGAAGGCGAUGGGUAGCUUGCUAUCCAACCCUGCUCCUGCAACCAAUGAGACUGCAAGAGCACAAGCCUUGUUGCGUGGGCUUUUGUUUGACUCCACGAACCCUGUUGACACGCUAGGAAAUAUGGCAACUCUCUCGAAUUAUACUAUGGUUCAAAAGGCUGACAUUUUGGCUUUCGUCGUUCUGUUCACCAAUUCUAAUAAUAUUACUGCAACCACUUAUGAUUUGGAGACAUUGCUCAACACUAACGUUUCCACUGCAUUCGUAAGAAAUCUCACUUCUAGACUUCCUCCAUCAGGUGACAUUAUCGGGGGACUAACCCAAUUGGCCGGUACUCUACAAGGGCAGGAAUUGACAUUUGUAAGAACAAUAGCUGACAUUCUCAGACUCUCUAAGGACCCAAUGACAGAUUUGAGCAUGUUGAAUAGCACUGCUACUGAUUCUAAUGCGAUUGCGUCCGCCAAGGCAAAUUUCCCUCCUUUGGCCGGAGUUUUGAAAAACUCACGUAAUACCACCUUCGCAUUUGAGAGUGUCCAAGAAUUGAGCGUUAUAUCCGAUGACGGCUCUGCUGGUCGCUUGUUUAACCUAUAUGAAAUCGUGAGUACAUCCAGGGAGCCAACCGAAGCUCUAGUGAUAAUAUCCAGCUUGCAAGAGAAUCCAAUGGAUGAAGCAGGCAAAAAGUCUCUACCAGCCUUGUUUGCGCUCUUGUCAUAUGCCACUGAUCCUAUAGAAACCUUCAACGGUCUCCUUUCCUUGAACAGUCUAGCAGGUAGCUCCCCAGAUACAUUCAGUACCGUUGUAGGACUUUUGAACACCGCCCUCGCAUACGACGGCCCACAAGAGUUUGAGCGCCAGCGCCAGGUAGAGGUUCUACCUGCAGCUUUGAGAAUAUUUGACGUUCCUGCAAACUUCAGACUGGGUAUCUUCAGUCUGUGUGGCUUCAGAUACGACGGUGAUCUCAAAUCCUGUACUCCAAACCACGCAGUCCAGGACUUCGACUACGGACACAUCUUGUACGAUUUCCUAUUGGAAUCCAGAUUAAGACAGUACUUGGAGGCAAUGUCCAUUACGGAACAGGAAUUCUUUUUGGAAGGCAGGCUGUUGAACCACCAAAACCUAUACGUUCCAGCCGUCCGCGGUAUCCUUGCCUUCAACAUUAUUGGAAUUGUUCUCGGUCUAGUGAUUAUACUAUCGCUAAUUUUGUCAUUACUAUUCUCAGGUAGCCGUCUCGCAUUAUUUGCAAGAUUUUUAUCAAUUCUAGUCACCAUUGCAUUCUUCGCUGCCGCUUUGAUCGAUAUCAUUGUCAUUUCAAUCAUUAAAUCCGGUACAGCCUAUGAUGAUUACGGUGUCGUGUACAGCACUGGUAGUGCUUUCGCAGGUCUAGUGUGGUCCGCUUUCAUCCUAACCUUCCUCAGCGCUUUCCUAUUAUGGACCACUCAUAUCAAAGCUAAGAAGGCUGCUGCUAAGGAUACUCAAUCAACCCCAGAUGGUUUUGCUUACAGUGAAAAGCAAAAAGAACUCGGAGAUGAGCAGCGGCCUAUAGUUUAA
Messenger RNA from Eremothecium sinecaudum, 1995 nucleotides. RefSeq names its product Fat3p (gene FAT3). The transcript has a single exon. Gene Ontology annotation, cellular component: plasma membrane; cell cortex of cell tip. NCBI's taxonomy places the organism in Eukaryota, Fungi, Ascomycota, Saccharomycetes, Saccharomycetales, Saccharomycetaceae. The record is from RefSeq and is a predicted model, not a curated record. The coding region runs from base 1 to 1995 and encodes 664 amino acids. Gene Ontology annotation, biological process: fungal-type cell wall organization.